This is a messenger RNA of Magallana angulata, 1960 nucleotides long. Its product is annotated as glutamyl-tRNA(Gln) amidotransferase subunit B, mitochondrial-like. Gene Ontology annotation, molecular function: glutaminyl-tRNA synthase (glutamine-hydrolyzing) activity. The transcript has 12 exons. Gene Ontology annotation, biological process: mitochondrial translation; glutaminyl-tRNAGln biosynthesis via transamidation. The record is from RefSeq and is a predicted model, not a curated record. The coding region runs from base 40 to 1656 and encodes 538 amino acids. NCBI's taxonomy places the organism in Eukaryota, Metazoa, Mollusca, Bivalvia, Ostreida, Ostreidae.
UUCCGAAUAAUUUUACGUAUUAGUUAUCAUUAAUACAAAAUGGCUGCGCCCAUGAAAAUUUGCAGGUUUCGAUCUUGUGCUUUAUAUUCGAGAAUUAAGUCAAAGCCAAAGCAUUCUCAUUUAUACAAACACUGCAGACACAACAGCACUCAAGAGAACUGGAAAGGUGUGAUAGGUCUAGAAAUUCAUGCACAGAUAAACACAAAAAGUAAAUUAUUCUCAGCAUCAUCUACUGCCUUUGGUGCUCCUACAAAUACUCAAGUGUCCAUCUUUGAUGCUGCCUUGCCUGGAACACUUCCGGUCCUAAAUGGAGAAUGUGUCAGAGCAGGUGUGAAGACUGCCAUUGCUUUAAACAGCAAGAUAAACAAAGUAUCCAAGUUUGACAGAAAGCACUACUUUUAUGCUGAUCUGCCACAAGGUUAUCAAAUAACACAGCAGAGACAGCCAUUAGCAGUGGGGGGAGAAGUGGAGUACAUUUUGAUUGACCAGAACAAUAGGUAUGUCACAAAAACUGCCAGGAUCACACAAUUACAACUGGAGCAGGACAGUGGGCGGAGCUUGCAUGAUGAGGAGGGACGGCAAAGUCUGAUUGACCUCAACAGGGCAGGGAUUGGUUUGAUGGAGAUUGUCACAGAACCUGAUUUUGAAAAUGGUAUUGAUUGUAGUUCAUUUGUGCGUGAAGUGCAGUUAAUGAUGAGACAACUUCAAGUUUGUCUUGGUAGCUUCAGGGAGGGUGCUCUGCGUGUAGAUGCUAAUAUUUCAGUUCACAAACCCAGUGAGCCCCUAGGAGUCAGAUCUGAAGUUAAAAAUUUGGGGAGUCUUAAAGACCUCAGAAAUGCUGUGGACUAUGAAAUUAAGAGACAAAAGAGUGUUUUAAAAAAUGGUGGAACUGUUAUAAAUGAAACUCGGACAUUUGAUUCAGAGUCUGGGAAAACUAUUCCAAUGCGAGAUAAGGAGAGACUUCAAGACUAUAGAUUUAUGCCAGAGCCAAACUUACCUCCUCUUUAUUUAUACAACAAUUCGACAGCAGCUCAAUCAAGAGAUCAAAAUACAACAAAUAUUGAUGAGGAAAUACAGAAUAUGCCUCCCCUACCUCGAGACGUCAGGAAUAAGCUUAUAAAUGAUUACAACCUGUCUCUGAGAAAUGUUUACGUCUUAGUGAAUGAAGACAAAGGGGUGACAUUUUUUAAUGAGGUUAUGAAAUAUUCAAACAGUCCUCCAAAUUUCAUUGCAAAUUUCAUUGUCAAUGACUUAUUGGGGGUAUUCAAUGCUAAUGACAUUAAGAUUCGGAAUAGUCCAAUAUCACCAGAUAUACUGGCUGAGAUAGUAGAUAUUAAAGAAAGUGGAUAUUCAACAGUGGCAUAUUGUUCUCAGCUGGUAGAAUUGUACCUAAAGCAAGAUAUUACAGAGCGACCGAAGACUGUGGUAGAUAACAACGGCUGGCGGCAGAUUGUGGACACUGAAACCCUGAAGCCAGUCUGUGUCAAAAUCCUGGAGGAGAACCCCAAACUGGUGAAAAAGUAUUGUAAAGGAAAAGAGGACAAAGCUUUGAGUUCUUUGCUGAUGAAAGCAUUGAACGAAACUCAGAUGAAAGGACACCCUGUAUUGAUGAAAAAGAUAUUUACUGAACUACUAGAAGAACAGAAACAGAAAUAAAAUGAUAUUUACAUGGAAUAUACAGAAGAGACAAAAUCUAAAUAUAUUUAUAGAACUUCUUGAGGUGAAAUAAUAUAUAGAAAUAUGAACUGGUUGUGAAAUCUUGGAUCAGAAUUAAGGAAACCAUGUUUCACCUUCAAUUAUUUGUUUUGUGUGCUCCAGCAAUUGGAAGUAGCCAGAUUUUAAAGAAAGAAAGCACAAAUAAAUUCUGUUUGUUCAGGAACCAUUUUUAUAAAAAUCCUAAAUUGUUACAAUUGUACAUUUAAUAGAUUUGCUGAUUAAUACAUUGAUACAACAAUCAGAA